Messenger RNA from Pieris rapae (cabbage white), 4866 nucleotides. Its product is annotated as furin-like protease 2. Gene Ontology annotation, molecular function: serine-type endopeptidase activity. The transcript is spliced from 12 exons. Bases 94 to 3900 code for a protein of 1268 amino acids. Gene Ontology annotation, cellular component: Golgi membrane; trans-Golgi network. Gene Ontology annotation, biological process: protein processing. NCBI's taxonomy places the organism in Eukaryota, Metazoa, Arthropoda, Insecta, Lepidoptera, Pieridae. The record is from RefSeq and is a predicted model, not a curated record.
UGUCCUGUAAGCACGCAUUUUGUGCGGCCAUAUAUUACGUAAGCGAUAUAAUGAAAGUACGUAAACGGUAGCGUGCAAUGCGCGACGUGAGUUAUGCCACCGAUUCUCGUGGUCGUGCUUUUAGCAGUUCUGAACUUGUGUGAGCCACUGUAUCACGAUCAGUUCGCAAUACAUGUGCCUAGUGGAAAUGCAGAUGAAUUGGCGAACCGGCAUGGUUUUAUUAAUCACGGACAGAUCGGUAACCUGAAGCACUUCUAUCUCUUUUCCCAUCCACACGUGAGAAAGAGAUCAGUAAAUUCAAGCAUAGGAUACGUGAAUACAUUAAAAAAUGACCCACAGGUAAGAUGGGUGAUGCAGCAGAGAGAGUUACGAAGAACAAAAAGGGAUCAUUCUGCGCGCCCGGUGAUGCGGCAAUCAAAUUUAAUAUCAUUUCCAGACCCUUUGUUUAAAGAGCAAUGGUAUUUGAACGGCGGUGCGGCAGAUGGGUUAGACAUGAAUGUUGGGUACGCCUGGCGGAAGGGUUAUACCGGGAAGGGUGUUGUUAUCACAAUAUUGGACGACGGAAUCCAACCUAACCACCCUGAUCUGGCCCAAAAUUAUGACCCAGCGGCUUCGACUGACAUAAAUGGAAACGACACAGACCCGACACCACAAGACAACGGCGAUAAUAAACAUGGCACCCGGUGUGCGGGGGAGGUGGCGGCUGUCGCCUACAAUCGGUAUUGCGGUGUCGGCAUCGCAUACAAUGCCAGCAUUGGGGGAGUCAGAAUGCUAGACGGCCUCGUUAACGACGCAGUGGAAGCGCAGGCAUUGAGUUUCAACACUCAUCACAUAGACAUCUACAGCGCUUCCUGGGGACCGGAAGACGACGGAAAAACGGUCGACGGACCGGGCCCUUUAGCGAGAAGAGCAUUUAUAAAUGGGGUUACAAACGGGCGAGGCGGGAAAGGCUCUAUUUUUAUAUGGGCGUCGGGAAAUGGCGGCCGGCAUACCGACUCGUGUAAUUGUGAUGGCUAUGCAAACAGUAUAUUUACGAUUUCAAUAUCGAGUGCUACUCAAGGCGGAUAUAAACCGUGGUACUUGGAGGAAUGUUCGUCCACUUUAGCAUCGACAUAUAGCUCCGGCACUCCCGGGCGCGAUAAAAGCGUUGCGACUGUCGACAUGGAUGUGCAAUUACGACCCGAUCAUAUAUGCACCGUCGAUCACACGGGUACUUCUGCGUCCGCUCCACUCGCCGCAGGUAUUUGUGCUUUAGCUUUAGAGGCGAAUACAGUGCUCACUUGGAGAGAUAUGCAGCAUUUAGUAGUAAUGACCUCUCGACCGCAGCCACUCGAGAAGGAAGAAGGGUGGAUCGUAAACGGGGUAAAGCGGAAGGUGAGCCAUAAGUUCGGUUACGGCUUAAUGGAUGCAGGUCAAAUGGUUUCCCUGGCGGAACAAUGGAUAAGUGUACCGCCGCAACAUAUUUGCAAGUCACAGGAAAUAAACGAGGACAGGUCCAUUGAAACUUCUUUCGGAUACACAAUUUCCGUACAUAUGGACGUGAAUGGUUGUAGUGGCACUAUGAACGAGGUCAGAUUUCUGGAACAUGUUCAAUGUAAAAUUUCACUCAGCUUUUUUCCCAGAGGAAAUUUACGGAUAUUACUCACAUCGCCGAUGGGGACUACGUCCACACUUUUGUUUGAGCGGACUCACGAUGCGACCAGUUCGAAUUUCGACGACUGGCCAUUCUUGAGUAUACAUUUUUGGGGCGAAAAUGCCGAAGGACGAUGGACCUUACAGAUAAUAAACGCUGGAAAUAAUCACGUUACGCAGCCAGGAGUGUUGAAAAAAUGGCAGCUUAUUUUCUACGGCACAGCGACGAAUCCGAUAAGAUUGAGAAAUAAAAACUAUUUCGAUUCGAAUAACGCUCAGCAGGAGGAAAAAACCUAUCACAUUAACGAUGUAUAUGACGCGUCCGAAUAUUCCCAGUUCUUAAACGAAAUCGAGCUCGGGAUAUCAGAUCGACACAACUACCCCAAAAAUAUACCGUCUUCGCAGAGGAAAAAUGUGCUGGCAGAUGCGAACGAUAAACAAGUUCAGAGAAUGUGUGAUCCGGAGUGUGACUCUCAAGGUUGUUAUGGAAAGGGGCCAACUCAAUGUGUCGCAUGUAAACAUUAUCGUUUAGAUAACUCUUGUGUAUCGAGAUGUCCGCCGAGGAGCUUCGUAAAUCAGGGCGGAGUGUGCUGGCCUUGUCAUGAGUCAUGCGAGACUUGUGCAGGGGCGGGGCAGGACUCAUGCCUGACAUGUGCCCCCGCACAUCUCUUAGUUAUCGACUUGGCUGUGUGCUUACAACAAUGCCCCGACGGCUAUUACGAGGAUCCAGACGCAAACGCCUGUUUUCCAUGUGCCGAGCACUGUGAUACUUGCACGGAAAAGGCUGAUCUAUGCUCGUCAUGUGCACACAGCUAUGUAUUAUACAAUGGGUCUUGUUUGGCGACUUGCCCACCUGGGACGUUUCAAAAGGAUGACUUUGGUUGCAUGCCAUGUCAUGAGUUAUGUGAAUCAUGUAGGGGCCCCGGUGAAAUAGAAUGCAUUUCGUGUAGAAUUGGAUACUUCGCUUUGGAGAGCCGAUGUUUACCUAAAUGCCCAGAGGGAUUUUAUGCUGAUGUUCAGAAAAGAGAAUGUAUUAAGUGUCCGAUUGGUUGCUCAGUUUGUUUGAAUGGAGUUUGUUCUGUUUGCAAGCCAAAAUGGUUGCUCGCAAAAGGUGGUAAUUGCUUUCCAGAGGGCAAUGGAAAAUGUGACACGAGCGAAUAUUAUGAAGGAGGACGUUGCAAAAACUGUCAUUCCACUUGUGAGAAAUGUAGCGGACCAAACGAAUGGGAUUGUUUAUCUUGUUCGAGCCCCUUGUUAUUGCAAGGAUCGAGAUGCGUUGCGGAAUGCGGCCAAGGAUUCUACCAACGAGCUGGCAGUUGCUCUCCAUGUCCGCUAACUUGUACCAACUGCGUCUCUAGAUUGAAUUGUACAUCUUGUGCGGGUGCAUUACGCCUGCAAUCCGGUACAUGCCGGGCGACAUGCGCCCCCGGGUAUUAUCCGGAUGAGGCGAUAUGUUCGAAAUGUUACUUGUCUUGUGAAACAUGUACCGGGGCGAGACGGAAUCAGUGCGCGUCAUGCCCGCCCGAUUGGAGACUAGCGGCGGGUGAAUGCCGGCCUGAAUGCCCGCAGAACUUUUUCUCGUGGGGCGAUAGCUGCCGACGCUGUCAUCAUUACUGCCAAGAUUGCUAUGGUGCUGGACCGCAGAGGUGUACGUCGUGUCCGCCGCACUUUUCGUUGGAGAAUGGGUUGUGUGUGGAAUGCCUUAGUUCACAGUACUACGAGCCUAGGACCAGGACUUGUCGGCCAUGCCAUGAUUCGUGCAGAUCAUGUUCAGGUCCUGGGCCAACGAGUUGUGUUACAUGCGCACAUCCUUUGCGUUUAGAUAGAGUUAACCACAAUUGUUUGCCGUGCUGUACUGAGAAUGCGGUGUAUUCGAGUGGCAAUCAAUCUACAGAUUGCUGUCAUUGUGACAGGGAUAUUGGGGGCUGUUUAAACGGUUCAUCUGCGGGCAAGCGGCGCAUUGCAGAGAACAUUGGAUCACAUAUGACCGCUUCGUUUUUUGUCGGCGACGCAAAAACCAAGCCAAAUAUCUUUCACCGUGAUAUAUUGAUAGUGUGGAGCGGCGUCGCUACCGCACUUUUGGUCAUAGCCCUUGUGAUUGUGAUAAGGAUUAACGUAAAACGCCGCAACCAUCUCACAUUAUACCCCAAAGCGGUAUAUUCACAGCUGACCACGGUUGAUGAAGACCUAACAAAUCUGUCUUUGUCUAACACCAGCAAACUGAAAGUGACAGAGAGUGCUAUGAGUGCCCUUGAAGAACCGACUUAGUAAAAUCUAAAUACGGCGCGCGACGGCCUGACAUUUUGAACCGUAGUUAACGACUUUAAAUUUGAACAAAUAUUUAACGAAAAACAUUUUGAUAGUAUUAACCUUGCGUUAGAUAUAAUUUAACAGUUAUUUAAUAUGGAUCAAAAAUUCGGGCUCAUACUACAGACUGACUUGUAGAAAGUUUAUAUAGAUGUGUAACUCUAGUGUCUUUGGCUUGUAAAACGACCAAUAUAGUUUUUUUUUAACUUUUAACUUCUGUGUUAUAUAAGGUUUAAAAUUAUAGUUAAACAGAUGAAAAAAGGGUUAUUUGAGUUUUGUAUUUUGACCCUAAGGGUCCGUUUCACAAUGUCCGGAUAAGUUCCAAAUAAGCUAUUUAUUACUUAUUGGUAGGAUAAACAGUAUUUUUGCGUUUCACGACGCACGACUGUCAGAUAGCGCUAUUCGUCAUGAAAUGUGAAGUAUCUUAUUCGAAAUUUUUAUCUUUCGAAUAAUUUAUGUGUUGCAUAGUUAUUCGGUACUUUAUCCAUAAAUUGUGAAACAGGUCCUAAGUCUGAUUUAUUAAAUACCAUAUAUUUUUAAUGCAAUACAUAAAAUGAGAAUAUAUUAGAGACAUCGAUUCAUUUAAACAUACGUAAAACGACUUUGUAUUAGAACUAUAGCAAAAGUUAAUUCAGGUAUCUUAACGUUGAAAACGUUAAUCUGAUGUAAACGUAAAGUUUUAUAUUAUGUAUAAUAAAUAAAUUAUACCAAAUGGGUUCUUGUAUGUAUGCUUAUUUUUAAAUCUCUCCCAAAUAUCAUUACAAUUACGUCAUAAAACAAUUUUUUUGCAUAAGCAUUUCGCGCUAAAAGACAUGUUUGUAUAACUCGGCCGUUGUACAUAGAAAUUGAUCAAUUAUCAUAUACUUAGCUAUUGUUAUGUAAAUAUGUAAAUAGUAUGUAAAUAUAUUGAUGGUUUUUAUUACGGAA